AUGACUUUGGGAAAUUGUUGCUGGCGGAGGCCCUCCUGGAGCAGUGUUUGAAGGAGAACCAAGGCAAAAUAAAAGACUCCAUCCCGCUGCUGGAGAAGAAUGAGAGCAGGAUGAUUGAAGCCAAAAAUUACCUGAGCAGUGUCCUUAACCACGGGCGGCUGUCGCCACAGUACCUGUGUGAGGCCAUGCUGAUCCUGGGCAAGCUGCAUUACGUGGAGGGCUCCUACCGAGACGCCAUCAGCAUGUACGCGCGGGCCGGGAUCGAUGAUCUUUCUGUGGAGAACAAGCCCCUGUAUCAGAUGCGGCUGCUGUCGGAGGCGCUUGUCAUCAAAGGUCUCUCGCUGGAACGCCUGCCCAACUCCAUUGCCUCCCGCUGCCGCCUGACCGAGCGGGAGGAGGAAGUGGUCACCUGUUUCGAGAGGGCCUCCUGGGUGGCCCAGGUGUUCCUGCAGGAGCUGGAGAAGACUGCAAACAACAGCACCUCGCGGCACCUGAAGGGCUCACACCAGGCCGACUAUGAGCUCACCUACUUCCUAGAAGCUGCCCUCCAGAGCGCCUAUGUGAAGAACCUGAAGAAGGGGAACAUCGUGAAGGCCAUGAGGGAGCUCCGCGAAGUUCUCCGGAGCGUGGAGACCAAAGCGACGCAGAACUUCAAAGUGAUGGCUGCCCAGCACCUGGCGGGGGUCCUGCUGCACUCGCUGAGUGAGGAGUGCUACUGGAGCCCCCUGUCCCACCCUCUGCCUGAGUUCAUGAGCAAGGAGGACAGCGCCUUCGUCAUGCAGGCCCUGCGCAAGCCUCACCUCUAUGAAGGGGACAACCUCUACUGCCCAAAGGAUAACAUCGAGGAGGCCCUCCUGCUGCUGCUCAUCAGCGAGUCCAUGGCAACUCGGGACGUGGUGCUGAGCCGGGCGCCGGAGCAGGAGGAAGACCGGAGGCUGAGCUUGCGGAACGCUGCGGCCAUCUAUGACCUCCUGAGCAUCACGCUGGGCAGAAGGGGCCAGUAUGUCAUGCUCUCCGAGUGCCUGGAGCGAGCCAUGAAGUUUGCGUUCGGAGAAUUUCACCUUUGGUACCAGGUGGCCCUCUCCAUGGUGGCUUGUGGGAAGUCAGCCUACGCUGUGUCGCUGCUACGGGAAUGCGUGAAGCUGCGGCCCUCCGACCCCACUGUGCCCCUGAUGGCUGCCAAGGUCUGCAUUGGGUCCCUGCACUGGCUGGAGGAGGCGGAGCACUUUGCCAUGAUGGUGAUCGGCCUUGGUGAGGAGGCUGGGGAGUUCCUCCCCAAGGGCUACCUGGCCCUGGGUCUCACCUACAGCCUGCAGGCCACUGACGCCACCCUGAAGUCUAAGCAAGAUGAACUGCACCGGAAGGCGCUGCAGACACUGGAGCGAGCCCAGAAACUGGCGCCCGAGGACCCCCAAGUCAUCCUCUAUCUGUCCCUGCAGCUGGCCCUCGUCCGACAGAUCUCCAGUGCCAUGGAGCAGCUGCAGGGGUCCCUGACAGUGUGCAAGGACGAUGCCAAUGCCCUCCAUCUGCUGGCACUGCUCUUCUCCGCCCAGAAGCACUAUCAGCAUGCCCUGGACGUCAUCAGCAUGGCCAUCACCGAGUACCCCGAGAACUUCAACCUCCUGUUCACCAAGGUGAAGCUGGAGCAGGUGCUGAAAGGCCCAGAGGAAGCCCUCGUGACCUGCAGACAGAUGCUACGGCUGUGGCAGACUCUGUACAGCUUCUCCCAGCUCGGAGGCCUGGAGAAAGAUAGCAGCUUGGGCGAGGGGCUCACCAUAAAGAAACAGAGCGGCAUGCACCUGACCCUGCCUGAUGCCCACGACGCUGACUCAGGCUCUCGCCGGGCAUCGUCCAUCGCAGCCUCUCGGCUGGAGGAGGCCAUGUCAGAACUGACCAUGCCCACGUCAGUCCUGAAGCAGGGGCCCAUGCAGCUGUGGACCACGCUGGAACAGAUCUGGCUCCAGGCUGCCGAGCUGUUCAUGGAGCAGAGACACCUGAAGGAGGCAGGCUUCUGCAUCCAGGAGGCGGCCGGCCUCUUCCCCACCUCUCACUCGGUGCUCUACAUGCGGGGCCGGCUGGCCGAGGUGAAGGGCAGCCUGGAGGAAGCCAGGCAGCUGUACCAGGAGGCGCUCACGGUGAACCCAGACGGCGCACGCAUCAUGCACAGCCUGGGUCUGAUGCUGAGCCAGCUGGGUCACAAGAGCCUGGCCCAGAAGGUGCUGCGGGACGCCGUGGAGAGGCAGAGCACGUGCCACGAGGCCUGGCAGGGCCUGGGCGAGGUGCUGCAGGCCCAGGGCCAGACCGAGGCCGCCGCCGACUGCUUCCUCACCGCCCUGGAGCUGGAGGCCAGCAGCCCUGUGCUGCCCUUCUCCAUCAUCCCCAGGGAGCUGUGAGCCCACCGCAGCGGCAGGGUCGGGGCACGGAGAGGCCCGAUGCGGGCCUUGGGGAAUGCAGCGGUAGUAAACGCUUCUGCAAGCUGCAGCCCAGGUCUCCCCCGCCCUGCAGCUUUCCAGCCUGCGCCUGUGCUCUGGAGCUGGGCGGACAAGACUUGCACCCAAAGCACAUUCCUUGCCCUCUGGGCCGUAGACACUGUGGUGUUUGUAGGCAGGGGUGAGGGGAGGCCACGUCGUGCAAAGGUGCGCUGAGGGGCUGUGUGUCUGGUGCCUGGCCCCAAGCCCCGUCCUCAGGUUCCAGUCCAGAGCCUCCGCCCCACAAGAGAUGAACCCCACGAGCCAAGCUUGGCCGAGUCAAGCUUUGCCCCCAUUCCUUCCUAGGGCCUUGGGAGACAGACUAGCAUGGACCCUCAGUGACUUAGCGUUUGUGACUGGGUAUGCUCCUGAGGGGGUUUACAGCCGGAGUCCCCCACCCCCCCAUGCCUUGGGCUCUAGGGGCCCCAUUCCCAAAUCUCACUUCCCGGAUAGCCCCUAGGUCUUGCCCAGGGCACGCACAGCCUGAGAUUGCUGGCUCAGGGAAACCUGCGGGAUCCCCGGAUCCCUCUCAGACUCCAUGAUGGCCAGGGAUGCCUAGCAUUGCCCCUGUGUCCGGAGGCCAGUGGGGUCCUGUGUGCUCUUCAACCUGCCACCAAGUGCCUGUGGGCCUCUGGUGUCCACCCGGGGCACCGAACAUCAGUCCUUAACACUCUUACAUUUCCACCUACUUGAUCCACCUGCAGAGGCCUCGGCACCACUGGUCUCCAUAGGCCCUAGGCUAGUGGUCCCUAAGCAGGCCUGGGGGUGCAGAGACAGCUCUGGAUGCAGCUGUUUCUAAUGCCCCAAGUCAGUGCAUUCCUUCAAGCCUUUUCCUAAAGGCAGGUCCCUCUGGGGCUGAUAAUGCGGAGGGGGCAGUCCCUAGGACUAUCCCCCAAAACCUGGGGUCUUUUGGGUGGCCUGUGCGCCAUGCUGGGGCCCGGGAGCCGUGAUUAGAGAUGAUCUAGCCAGCCCUGUCCAGCUUGAGCAGGCUUGGGCUCCACGACAUGCCCUGUCUGCCGACACCGCCACCUGCGGCUCCACACUUGGAGCGCUGCCCCAUUCCCUGGGGCUUGACAGGAAGUUCCCCUCUGACUUGCGCGUGGUCCAGGGGUACAGAUCUCACUUUAAGGAGUGGGAGAAGGCCGGGGAGGGCCGUUGUCUGUGACAGCUUCCUGGGAAGCCUCACCCCAGCCUGCACGGGCUCAGCCCUGCGGGUCUCCAGGUUUUUCCCCAGAGAGCUGGCCCCCCUGGCCACCAUACCAGGGGAUAUUCUGUCCUUUGCCUCUUGGGUGAAGGAUCUCUGUAUGUGGAUAUAUAAAUAUAGAGAUAUAUAUAGAUAUAUAUAUAUAUUUGAUAGAGAUCUAUUUUUUCUGAAACUCUCUUAGGAAAAUAAAGAAUAUGCAAAUGCUAUUGACCUACCUUGGGGUCCCUAAAGCUGUUGGGAGUCAGUUCUUGGGAGUAAGAAAGAUAGAGAUGUGAUCCACCUUUCCCCAUCCCCUCUUGGGAGCCACAGAGGGCUGGGCCAAGUCGCUGACCAUGAUCUUCAGACUGAAUAAAGAGACCCCGGAAGGGGAAACGGGA
Chinchilla lanigera (long-tailed chinchilla) is the source of this 4049-nucleotide messenger RNA. RefSeq names its product tetratricopeptide repeat domain 7A (gene Ttc7a). The record is from RefSeq and is a predicted model, not a curated record. Gene Ontology annotation, molecular function: protein binding. Gene Ontology annotation, cellular component: plasma membrane. Gene Ontology annotation, biological process: protein localization to plasma membrane; phosphatidylinositol phosphate biosynthetic process. Lineage: Eukaryota; Metazoa; Chordata; Mammalia; Rodentia; Chinchillidae.